AUGGGCGGCGGCGGAAAAGUCCCCUACCCCAAGCACGUCUGGUCCCCGGCCGGUGGUUGGUACGCGCAGCCUUCCAACUGGCGAGCCAACACCCUGAUUGCCGGCGUCGUCAUGGCCGGCAUCGUCGCCGUGACCUGGAAGUUCAGCGCCGAGCGAGAAACCUGGGCGCACAGGCCCGAGCCCGGACAGUGGUACGCCAGCCGACGCUGGUCGAAGCAGCUGGUUCAAUGGGACAAGGAGGAUGCGGAGAAGGCGGAAAAGAGCUCUUAG
Molecule: messenger RNA, 270 nt
Organism: Fusarium keratoplasticum
Lineage: Eukaryota; Fungi; Ascomycota; Sordariomycetes; Hypocreales; Nectriaceae
Exons: 4
Coding region: 1-270 (89 amino acids)
Source: RefSeq, a predicted model, not a curated record